GCCGUUCUGUCUGCCGUCGUUGUAACGUUAAUUCCUGAUGCAGGUCCAUCUAUGGUCUGGGUACACGGGCUCGUAUGUGCCAUGGCUUGCCAGUGGCCGGCCUUUCAAGUAUUCCCCCGUUCCCCUUGAGACCGACGUUCCCGCUUGCACUGCAUAUUUGGUUACCGCGACUCGAAGGUUCCCUUGCAGCUCGUCAGGUCUUGACGAAAAUUACUCUUGGCUAUGAAUAUCCACCUUCUCGUGUUCGGUGCUGUUUCAAUAUGACGUUCUUGAAGAACACUUGUUGGUCCAGCCGGCGAUUUACGUCGUAGAGGAUUUAUGGUAACCGAAGGGAUAUAAAGGACAGAGAAAUCACUCAUGUUCUCCAGUCAGACUCACCAUCUUCGUCUGCCUACUUCAGCUCAGUCAUCACGAUGCAUUUCUCAGUCGCCACUCUUAUCCCUCUCGCCGCUGGUCCCCGCCCUCUCUGCUUCCGUUCAAGCCAGGGACGGUAGCGUAGGUUACAACGGCUACAGCGACGGCGGUAGCAGGGAAUACGGCAAGGACUAUGGUCACAACGACGGUGGUAGCAAGGACUUUGGCAAGAAGGAUGAUGACAAGGACCAUGGCAGGAAUGACGGUGGCAGCAAGGACUUCGGCAAGGACAACGACGACAAGGACCACGGGCGCAAAGACUGCACUUGGGAGCCUGUGUUCGAGCAUAAGAAGGACUUUAGGGGAUGGAACAAGGGAAAGUACACUCAUUACGACCACAAUGGAUGUCAAGAAGAUACCUACGAGAUCGACUGCAAGAGCCUUUGUGAGAAGGACGACAAAUGUAACUCUUGCCGGGUCUACUCUGAGGAAGAGAUCGAGGAAAAGAUCAUCUGUGAGCUCUUCGAGAACACCAUCGACAUCUUGACCUGGGAGGAUAACUGUGACGAGGACAAGGACGACAAGAAGUACUACGACUCUUCUUGCUGGAAUGUCCACUACAACUACUAAGUCCGAUGAUCCUCACUUAUACCAUUGAGUUAUCAUAUAGUUAUAUAUAUUCAUGAGACUUUGUACGUAUAUUGUUGUAUGAUAGAUGCUAACUCUUCUAUUGAAGUCGUGUCCUCUCGCAAAAGUUCUCGUUAUUGAUACAAUUUUUUUUUUGAGAUAUGCAUUGGCCCAUCUUCUCGUCCGUCCCGCAUCAUUCAUAGUAGUAGAACCCACACUG
Desarmillaria tabescens is the source of this 1201-nucleotide messenger RNA. RefSeq lists its product as uncharacterized. The transcript is spliced from 3 exons. Bases 358 to 984 code for a protein of 208 amino acids. The record is from RefSeq and is a predicted model, not a curated record. Lineage: Eukaryota; Fungi; Basidiomycota; Agaricomycetes; Agaricales; Physalacriaceae.